AAAAAAAACACUAUCUUCUUAGUAGUCAAAUUACUCUUUUUGGGCAUAGCUCAGGUUAGGGAAUACACAGUUUGAGAAAAAUUAAGAUCGUCAGACCAGAAACCCUUCCUGAGAAGAUAGGAGAGAAUUUUCAAGCUAUGAUGUCAAGCGAGCAAAGAAGGGAAGUAGGAGAAGGAUCCUCAACUACGAAUGCAACCCUAGCACCAUCUGAUCAUCAUCAUCAGCUAUCACCAACACCUCAACUGAGCCGUUACGAGUCUCAGAAACGUCGUGAUUGAAACACUUUCGGGCAAUACUUGAAGAAUCACAAACCCCCGGUUCCUUUAUCUCAGUGCAACUACAACCACGUGUUAGAUUUUCUCCGAUACCUAGAUCAAUUCGGAAAGACUAAGGUACAUUUAAAUGGAUGUUUAUAUUUUGGACAAUUUGAGCAAGUUGGAUCAUGUAGUUGUCCACUUAAACAAGCAUGGGGAAGUUUAGAUGCACUAAUUGGAAGACUUAGAGCUGCUUAUGAAGAAAAUGGAGGAUUACAAGAGACUAAUCCAUUUGCUAAUAGUGCUAUAAGAAUUUAUCUUCGUGAGGUAAGAGAUUCUCAAGCCAAAGCAAGGGGAAUUCCCUAUAAGAAGAAGAAAAAAAGGAGGAAAAUUCAAAUUAAUGUUAGUAUUAAUAACAACGAGGCAAAUUAAUCUUCUUGAUUUUCUCGAGAGGAAAGAAAAAAAAUGGUAAUCUUUUUUCUCUUUGUUUCCUUUUAUAAUAAGACCGUUAAUUGCUUUAAUUUGCUUUUGCGGAUUAUGGUGAUAGUAAUUAGUGUUAUGACUUCAUAUAUUAUGUGAAGAUGUAAAAUAUAAUAUAACAUUAAUCCUGAUUACGUUGCUUUCUCUAUGA
Molecule: messenger RNA, 885 nt
Organism: Capsicum annuum
Lineage: Eukaryota; Viridiplantae; Streptophyta; Magnoliopsida; Solanales; Solanaceae
Product: protein LIGHT-DEPENDENT SHORT HYPOCOTYLS 7
Exons: 1
Biological process (GO): mRNA transcription; response to light stimulus
Cellular component (GO): nucleus
Source: RefSeq, a predicted model, not a curated record